AUUAUCAUACCAAAAAAUUGCUCAAAAAAAUUAUUAUACCAAGAAAAUGUAUAGAAAAAUUAUUAUCCCAUCCAUGUCAAUUAUUAUUAGACUUUUGAAGUCGUCUUUGGUUGACCUGCACUUCGUAAAUCCACUUAUCUGAAAUUCUGAACAGUACAGUUCUUGCGUUGUUUCGGAGGAUCAAUUGUUUGAUUAAGCAAAAAACUUAAUAGUAGGUUGUAUCUGCAUGACAACUACGACUUUGGAUUGUAAAUGAUAUCUCCUUCAAGAGAUUGUGAUUGGCUUGUCAUGCCGGUUAGCUUGCAAUUCUGGGUUUCUGACAGACAAUAUAUAAAUUGUAUUUAUGUAUGACUACGACUAUGGAAUAUAUCAAGAAUACCGAGUAUUUGUCUACCCUCAGUAUUCGAGAGCUACUUGCUUAUAAUUUAUGCAAGAGCUCUCCCAAGUCAGCUUUGCUUUCGAAGCAUUUAUUGUCAUUCUGAUCCUCACUGUAUUUUGCUUCUAGGUUGUAACUUUUUAAAAGCAAAUGGGGAAUCUUUUUUGUUGUGUGCAAGUUGAUCAAUCAACAGUGGCUAUAAGAGAAGGAUUUGGACGAUUUGAGAAGGUACUUCAGCCAGGAUGCCAUUGCAUGCCAUGGUUCCUUGGAAAACAACUUGCUGGUCAUCUCUCUCUUCGGCUACAGCAACUGGAUCUUCGAUGUGAGACCAAAACAAAGGAUAAUGUCUUUGUCAACGUUGUUGCUUCUAUUCAAUAUCGUGCCCUGGCAGAGAAGGCCAAUGAUGCUUUUUACAAAUUGAGCAAUACAAAGACCCAAAUUCAAGCCUAUGUUUUUGAUGUAAUUAGGGCAAGUGUUCCAAAACUAAACUUAGAUGAUGCUUUUGAGCAGAAAAAUGAAAUUGCCAAAGCUGUGGAAGAAGAACUUGAGAAGGCUAUGUCAGCUUAUGGGUAUGAAAUUGUUCAAACACUGAUUGUUGAUAUAGAUCCAGAUGAGCAUGUGAAGCGGGCCAUGAAUGAAAUCAAUGCUGCUGCAAGAUUGAGGAUGGCAGCUAAUGAGAAGGCAGAGGCAGAAAAGAUCUUGCUAAUUAAACGAGCCGAGGGUGAGGCUGAGUCUAAGUAUCUCUCUGGACUGGGUAUUGCUCGCCAACGCCAAGCAAUUGUGGAUGGCUUGAGAGAUAGUGUGCUUGGAUUCUCAGUUAAUGUACCUGGGACAACUGCAAAAGAUGUCAUGGACAUGGUCCUUGUCACUCAGUAUUUUGACACUAUGAAAGAAAUUGGUGCUGCCUCUAAGUCUUCUGCUGUGUUCAUUCCACAUGGACCUGGUGCUGUUCGUGAUGUAGCUGGUCAAAUUCGGGAGGGACUUCUUCAGGCUUCUCAUCAGUAGCCUCUACUCCACCUAGAUCUUGUGUUUGGUUUGAAUUGGAGUAUGGUGAAGUUAUAGCACCUGUGUCUACCUGUAUUUCUGUUCUGUGCAGUGUGUUUUGUGAUUUUGUUUUAGAAUAAACUGCAAAAUUGAUCCUCCAAAGAUUAUGGCAUCAUCUCAUUAAUCUUCAAAAGAUUUUUUCUAUCAAAUCAGUCCCACAAAUAUCUAAAAUGUUACCAAUUUUUUUCUUAGAGGACUAAAGAAGUGGUAACACAAGAAUUUAGUAUUUGAUUUGUAUCUUUGUGGGAUUGAUUUGUUGACCAAAAUCUUUGAAGGACCAGUUCAAGGACUUACUCUUUCGAUUUAUACUUUCAAGCAGUCAAGUAAUACUGUAUAUUCUGUUGUCUAUAUUGUGAAUCAUGCAUAACUAAACUAUUAAGUAUCCCUGUAUAUAUAUGUUGACUAAAUUGUGAAAGUUGCAUAAACAAGAAAUUUCCUAUA
This is a messenger RNA of Glycine soja, 1861 nucleotides long. RefSeq names its product hypersensitive-induced reaction 1 protein. Bases 527 to 1381 code for a protein of 284 amino acids. The transcript is spliced from 7 exons. NCBI's taxonomy places the organism in Eukaryota, Viridiplantae, Streptophyta, Magnoliopsida, Fabales, Fabaceae. The record is from RefSeq and is a predicted model, not a curated record.